Mercurialis annua (annual mercury) is the source of this 1078-nucleotide messenger RNA. Its product is annotated as kinesin-like protein KIN-12B. NCBI's taxonomy places the organism in Eukaryota, Viridiplantae, Streptophyta, Magnoliopsida, Malpighiales, Euphorbiaceae. The coding region runs from base 131 to 1042 and encodes 303 amino acids. The transcript has 2 exons. The record is from RefSeq and is a predicted model, not a curated record.
CGUUUUGCUUUUUAGUUAUUACAGUAGCAAAUCUAGCUGCUGUUUGAGUGUUACUUGAUGAGUUCACGGCUAAUUUUAACACGUACAACAGUAUAAGCACGAGAGGGAGUGCAAUGCUGUAAUAGGGCAGAUGAGGGAUGAUAAAAUUCGUCGGCUGGAGAGCCUUAUGGAUGGCAUUUUACCUUCUGAGGAGUUCAUGGAGGAAGAGCUAGCAUCACUUAUGCACGAACAUGAACUUUUGAAGCAGAAAUAUGAGAAUCACCUUGAUGUCUUGAUGACAAAUGUUGAGCUAAAAAGGGUUCUAGCUGAACUGGAACGUUAUCGAAACUUCUAUGAUUUGGGUGAAAGGGAUGUUCUGAUGGAAGAGAUUCAAGAUUUAAGAAACCAAUUGCAGUAUUAUGUUGACUCUUCAUGCCCAGCCGCUCUGAAAAGAAAGUCAAUAUUGCAGUUAACAUAUCCAUGUGAGCCCAGUGUCCCUCUACCUCUUACUGGAUUUCCGGAGGCAACUGAGGAGAGUGCUGAAAUGAAACUCGAACGGGAGAGGAUUUGCUGGACUGAGGCGGAGAGCAAGUGGAUUUCUCUUGCCGAAGAAUUGAGAACUGAACUUGAUGCUAGCAGGAUGCUAGUUGAAAAAGCAAGGCGGGAAUUAGAGAUGGAGGAGAGAUGUGCUGCAGAGUUGAAAGAAGCAAUGCAAAUGGCCAUGGAGGGACAUGCACGGAUGCUUGAACAAUAUGCAGAUCUCGAGGAGAAACAUAUUCAUUUACUUGCUCGGUACAGGAAGAUCCAAGAAGGAAUAGAUGAUGUCAAGAAAGCUGGAGUCAGGGGUGCUGAGUUGAAGUUUAUAAAUGCCCUUGCUGCUGAAAUUUCAGCGGUGAAAGUGGAAAGAGAAAAAGAGAGGCGGUAUCUUAGAGAUGAAAAUAAAGCUCUUCAGGCUCAAUUAAGGGAUACUGCUGAAGCUGUGGAAGCGGCCGGAGAAUUACUUGUGAGGCUGAUAGAUGCAGAAGAAGCUAUAUUCUUCUAUAUUUUUUUGAAGCAAAAUUGAUCGGUGUAGAAAUUGCAAAAAAUCAAAACUCUAUAU